AGAUGUCUGCAGAACCAGAAAUUGCCAAGGAUGCGGUAUUGAAACGAAGUGAACAAAUUCCGGAGGACACUCCUCAGGUACACGGCUAUGAUUUCAACCAGGGUAUCGAUUAUAGCAAGUUGUUCGAGUCCUAUGUUAACACCGGCUUCCAAGCAACCAAUCUUGGUUUGGCUAUUAGGGAAAUUAAGAAAAUGUUGGAUUGCAGGGCUCAGCCGCUAGACGCUGAACAAGAAGAUGUCCACGAGACAGAUGAUUUUAUCAGACGGCGCAGCAAAUGCACAAUCUUUUUGGGCUACACCUCAAAUCUAGUGUCGUCGGGAAUGCGUGAGACACUACGGUUUCUGGCUGAGCAUCGCAUGAUCGACUGCAUAGUAACAACGGCCGGUGGCGUCGAGGAGGAUUUCAUAAAAUGCUUGGCGCCUACCUACAUGGGCUCCUUUGAGCUAAGCGGUCGCGAUUUACGGGAACGUGGUAUUAAUCGCAUUGGUAAUCUGCUGGUACCCAAUGAUAACUACUGUAAAUUUGAGGAUUGGUUAAUGCCACUAUUGGAUGAAAUGCUGGAGGAACAACGUAGUAAGGGCACCGUGUGGUCGCCAUCUCGCAUCAUUCAGCGGCUGGGCGAGCGUAUCGGAGAUCCAAGUUCUAUUUACUAUUGGGCAGCAAAGAAUCAGAUACCCGUUUACUGUCCAGCGCUAACUGAUGGCAGUCUCGGAGACAUGAUGUAUUUUCACUCGUUUCGGCAACCUGGUCUCGUUGUCGACAUCUUAUCCGAUCUGCGGCGACUCAACACAAUGGCCGUUAAGGCUGUCAAUAGCGGCAUGAUUAUUGUAGGCGGCGGCAUAAUUAAACAUCACAUUUGCAAUGCAAAUCUGAUGCGAAAUGGCGCCGAUUACUCGGUGUUCAUCAACACAGCCUCGGAAUUCGAUGGCAGUGACAGCGGAGCCCGGCCGGAUGAGGCCAUAUCUUGGGGAAAGAUACGCAAGGAUGCCACACCAGUUAAGGUGUAUGCCGAGGCCAGUUUGGUGUUUCCGCUCAUAGUGGGCGAGACCUUUGCCAAGCGACACUUUAGCAAGAAAGACUCCACAAUGUAAUUGUGCACGCUGACUCCACACCGUAGCUUGUGUAGUCGUAACAACCACUUUGAGUCGCAAUAACUAGCUCGGUAGUGUGCGGUGUAUCAGUCUCUAAAGUGUCGUGCUUCAUGAAGCCGCAUGCCACAAUGGAGUACUAAGAAAACUGUCCAGGCCCAAGCCCAAGUACAAGCGCAAGCCAAGUUGUCAGCCGCAGUGACUGUGGCAGUAAUGGCAGCAGGAAGCCAUUAAGCGUCGUCGCCUGAGAUGUACAAAAUGUGAUAAACACAACAAGCGUCGCAUUUUCAACUUCACUGGUUUGUUGCUGCAGCUCCCUGCUCCAACUUCAGUUCUGGUUUCGCCCCCAUUGCCAUGUUAUAAUGGUUGUGUAGUGCACUUCUCCAUCGCCUUUACUAGAGCAGGAAAAAUGCAACUUUUGUCAGGCAUUUGAACGACAAAAUGAAAGUUGCGGUCCCUGCUGGCCACAUCUGGAAUUGUUGAUGGGAGAGUGGUCUUAGGCCAUUCCACUACGUAGUAACUCCUCUAUUAUUGUCAUAUUCUAAAAGGCAACUUAGUCUUGGUCGUAAUUGGUUAGGUUUGGCUGCUUUAGCUGUGCACAUAAAUUUUCCACGUCGCUGGCAACUUUGGCGACUUUUCACUUUUGUCAUAUUUUGCCCGCAGUGAGCAUUUUAUGUUUAAUAGUCCGAAAUUGUUUUGGGAAACAAUGCUUUCGCAUAAGCUCACAAAUUUGUCAUUAAUUUUAUGUCGCUAAUGCUACCGCGCUUUCUUUCCUCGCAUUUUCCAACAAGUCAUCUCAAAUUUUAUUGUUGCAGCGCUUUUCCUUUCCAUCCCUUUCAUCAUCCUGCGCUUCUCUCGACCUAAAGUUUGUGCUGCUGUCUGCUGUCUGUGCGCAUCAUUAAAGCCAAAAGAAAACUUUUUCGCACACUUACUUUUCCGCACUCUUCUCAUUCUUUGCUGCCUGGUUUUUCUUUAUGGCUCUCUGCAGUACUUCGACAGUUGGUGCUACAUAUUUUGAGCUAUAGUCAUGUGACGGUCGGUUGAAGAGACGAUGCUGCAACUGCAUUUUCUUUGCAACUUUUUUGUUGGCGCAACUUUUUGGGCUUUUUUGGUUUUGGUUGAAAAAUUAAUGAAUCGUUUGGUUGCCGCGAAGUGCAGGCAGCCCCCAUCUACUACACACUACACUACUACACAUAAUAUAAAAUACUCUGCUUUAUCAAAUUUAUACUGUUUGAAAUAUGCUACCAGAAAAUCGACAACUCAUGUCGACUGUUCAAACUUUUCUGCGCACUUGCAAUGUUUGUAAUCUGUUAGCAUUAACAUUAAAGUUACGGGCUUGUUUAAAUUAAAUA
This is a messenger RNA of Drosophila sulfurigaster albostrigata, 2440 nucleotides long. RefSeq names its product probable deoxyhypusine synthase. Gene Ontology annotation, molecular function: deoxyhypusine synthase activity. Gene Ontology annotation, cellular component: cytoplasm. The transcript has 3 exons. The record is from RefSeq and is a predicted model, not a curated record. Lineage: Eukaryota; Metazoa; Arthropoda; Insecta; Diptera; Drosophilidae. Gene Ontology annotation, biological process: peptidyl-hypusine biosynthetic process. The coding region runs from base 3 to 1091 and encodes 362 amino acids.